CCUCUCUGGCAAUAGGCUAAGAGCUGAGCUCCCUGAAGCAGCGGCGAAGGCAGCGGCAGCGGCAGCAGCAGCAGCAGCGGCGCGGCUCUGUCUCUGGUCCCAGCACUCCGCGCCUUCUGCAGCCGCCACUGCAGCCGCGCCGCGGGGGCUCCUUCGGUGCAGCCAGCUGGCCGCUCCAGUUCUGUGCCUCGGAAAAAGAAACCAGCGAUUGGAGACACAUUCAAGGCGGGACCAGAGACAAAUCUCCCUGGGGCCACUAGCUCUGGCUAGCUUGCUUGCUAGCAGUUGCUCCCUCAGUCUUUGGCUCGAGCCCUCACUCCCUCCCGCGCCAGGGAGCAGUUGGGGUGGCGUGGGCUCUGUCCUUGUCUUGGCUGGUGGGAACUGUGUGUUCAACAGAGGAAGCCUGGUGGGCCUAGCCCCUCUCAGCCCAGCGCCGAUGAGUGCCAGGGCGCCGAAAGAGCUGAGGCUGGCGUUGCCUCCCUGUCUCCUCAACCGGACCUUUGCUUCCCCCAACGCCAGCGGCAGUGGCGGCAACGCAGGUGUCCGCAGCUCAGGCGCAGGAGGUGGCACCUGCAUCACGCAGGUGGGACAGCAGCUCUUCCAGUCCUUCUCGUCCACGCUGGUGCUGAUUGUCCUGGUCACUCUUAUCUUCUGCCUCAUCUUGCUGUCCCUCUCCACCUUCCACAUCCACAAGCGUAGGAUGAAGAAACGGAAGAUGCAGAGGGCUCAGGAGGAAUACGAGAGGGAUCAUUGCAGUGGCAACCACGGUGGUGGGGGGCUGCCUCGAGCAGGUGUUCAGGCCCCAACCCACGGAAAAGAAACCCGGCUAGAGAGGCAACCCCGGGACUCCGCCUUCUGCACCCCCUCCAAUGCCGUUUCUUCUUCCACCUCUUCAUCCCCUGGCCUCCCAUGCCAGGGUCUCUGUUCCCCCCCGCCUCCACCGCCAGCCCCCAGUCCACACGGAGCACACGCAGCUUCCUCCUGUUUGGACACAGCUGGCGAGGGCCUUUUGCAAACGGUGGUACUGUCCUGAUUGUGUAGCCCCCGCCCCCCAUCUCCUCACCCCUUCCUCGGGUUCCAGCAUCUUUAACCACCCUCGCUUUUGUUCCUCCUUCCUUCCUUUACCAUCUUCCUCUGGCCCUUCUCCCUCUGCCUUCUUUCCUUAUCUGCCCUCCCUUUUACUGUUUCUCCUCCGCCGAGGCACUGUGCGGUAUUUGUAAAUAUUGGGUGAGGAAAGUCUCGGAAGAAGUAAUAACGCUGAUAAUACUUUAUUAAUAUUUAUAGUAAUUAUACUACUAAUAACACAGUCCAAGCGCAUGACAAAUCACAUAAUUUCUCAUUGUCAAUGAAGGCUUCAUCUUCCCUCUCCACCCCGUGCCCCCCUCAGUAAGGAGGAGAAACCGCACAAGCUUCCAAAUAUAUAAAAGACAUUGACACUGGAGCAAAGGGAGGGGAGGGGGCCCGGUGAUGUUGUAUAUAGCUGCCAAGUUAAGGUUUAGUUGCCUUUCUUUUCCUCCUCCACAGCUUUCACUUUUCCUUUAGCCUCCCUCCCCUCCUCUUUCUUCACCCUCAGCCGGCCUCAGGCAAUAGUAUGUUAUUUAAAAAAAUGUAUUUACAUUGAGCAUCAGAGGCCACAGAGAAAGUCCCAGAAAAGAUGUUUAGGACAGGUACCCCUCUCUAGUCAGCCAUCUUCUCACUCUUUGUUAAAUCAUUACCUUUUCCAGGGCAGAAUAUUUGAGUUUACUUUUACAGAUCUCUCUCGCUGGCCGAGCGUCAAAUCUUUCAAUGAGUUAAAAAACAAAAAACAAAAAAACAAACAAACCUGCUUUUGCUCCCUGCCCCGCCCUACUUGCACACUUUUGUUUUCAGGAGUCCCAGAGAACCCGGGAGCUGUCCAGCCAGGCCUGGUGCUGAAUCCGACUCACCGGCAUGGUUACUUCCUCUGCUUGUGCAGGCCAAAGGAGGGGCUGUUUUGGAAAGUGACUAUACUGGAUUUGGUUGGUUUCUUUAUUUCUUUUUCCCCCCUUCAAUCGAAUUAGUGUGUACUAUUAGUUUAAUUAUUAUUAAGCGUUGCAUAAGUUGCCUUUUGUAAAACGAAAAGUACUAGAUGAUGUGCAGUACUGAAAAACGUAGUAUCUAACCAACCAGAAUGUUUGUUUUAUUUUUAGAACAAGUGCACAUUUGUUAUAUACUUAUUAUAUUGGUACCAAAUACAGAAGAAAAAUAUAGUUCUGUAUAAGCCCUCCAAACUGUAUAUUCUUGUUCUUAUUUUCCAGCUGUUGAUAUAACCGUCACCACUGGCUGAGGAAUUCAGUGGUGCAGGCCUGGCUAAUGCUGUUUCCAGAAGUGUUCUUUUGUAUUUUACUCUGUAGUAGAUUAAUAUAAAAAGAUGACACCUAUGUUUUCUUUUUUCCUUUUGUGAGUAAUAGAAACAACACAACAGAUAACACACAAAUAAUGGAUGUGCAAAGAAUGCCAUCUAUUAAAACAUGGUUAAUAUUUAAACAGUGCCUGUAGUUCUCUGCACGAAGUUCCACCUGGAGGCAGUGGUGCGUGUGUAUGCUUGUAUGGUUGUGUUUGGUGGAGAGACUGGUGGGGAUAUUGGGCAAUUUGGAUGACAGGACAUGCAAAUUUCAAGUUACAUCAGUAAAUGCUUACAGGAUAAAAUUGUUUACAGCUCGCUUAGUUACAAAUCUGUGCCUGCAUCUGAGAUACAGCCAAAGAGAGUAUUCUUUUUAAGUUUGAGUUAACUAACCUCACUAAACACAUGAAAAAAAUAUUGAGGAUAAAGAAAGUGAAAUAUUUUGGUCUCUCUUCAAAUGCCAGAUAAACCCUUCUAUGUUAGAAAUGGAGUCUGACUGUGCUUAUUUUCCACUCUGUUUCCCUUGGACAGAUGAAGUCUAGAAGCUUAUAACAUCUUAAUUAUAUGCAGUGGUAUCUCUUCCUGAAAACUAAUUAUUAGACAGCUAUUCAAAUAAUUAAGAAGUGUAUGAAUGAAACUGAUCAACAAAAUGCUUAACCAAAAGAGUCUUCAGUCUACUGCUGAGUGUGAGGUAGUAAGACCCCACAUGCGUUCCUCUAAGUCACUAGUUGACCCCGAUUCUCUGUCUUGUUUCAGUCUUAUGUGCUUUUAUACAGAGAAACUAUUGCCUCUAAUGUUUUAGGUCAUAUAUGAAGUUGCCCAAGCUCAGUCUGUAUCUUUAUAAAAUAAUUUAGUAGGGUUAAUUUUACUCCCUCCUCAGAUAUCAACUAAGUCCUUUUCUAAAGCACAGAAAACCACCAUUUACGUGUACCAUGUUGUAACAUUAGAAAGACCAGAUAUAAUCUUUGGAUACAAUACAUUAAAUAAUAAACCACAUUCUUUCUAGUGCCUUAGUCACUUCCUAGUAAUAGGUCAGAGUGCAUCCUCUCCCUCAGGCCACUAAGGAACCCCUCAGUGUAUCAGAGCUCUAUGUUGUACAACAGAAUGACUAAGGCACUUUGAAGAAGAAAGUCCAUUAAUUUCUGCAACUUACCCUUGUCCAGAUGUAGUUCUUAACACCUUAUUAAAGAAUGGCUUUUGGACUUGCAAUUUGAAUAAAAUCAGAAACCCAGAAGGUAGCGUCCUCAUUUCAAUGAGCUCUACUAAAAUGCAUAGAUAUUAUUUUAUUCCCAUUAUUUGGUGCACUUUUCAUAGUGAAUAAUUUCCCAUUUUAUUAAAGCAAUAAGAUAUUCUGUUGUGAGCAGUGCUAGAUGAUGAUUCCAUUUCCUUGGUGCUGAAGCCACUCCCUUGUUCUUGCCUUCUGAAUCACAAUGCAUUCAAGGCAUGCAAUAAUUAUCCCCUUUCUAGGAGCAACCUAUAUACCUUAGGGGCAAUGUCCUAUAUAAAUUUUCCAAAAGGUAUUUAAGAAGGAGCAAGAAAUAAGCUAAUUACAUGUAUUGUAAAAAGAGUUGAUACCUCUAACUAUGAGCACACAUCUGCAAUAUGUUGUUAUUGUGCACCUUUAAAUAUAUAUGCCUUUCUCCAUCAAUUGACUAGGAUUUCAUAUUUUAAUAGUGUCCUGUGUAAAGAUGAUGCAGCUUAUUAAUCAUAUUUCAUACUGAGUUUAAUAUGGUCUGAACCUGGUUGUUUCACAUAGGAUUUCUGUGAGCUAGAAUGAGAAUUACCUAAAAUUCUAGUAGGCCAGAUCCCACACCAAAUUACUGCAAUAAUAUGUCAAAGCAAUUUAUAUAGACUCUGUUUAAAGCACUGCUACUUGUCGAGCCCAACUGACUCAUAGGGCAUUUGGGUUUUCAUUUCUAUGAAACAAAAGAAAAUAUGGAAAUUGCUAAAUUUACUUAAAAGAUUUUGUUUACUGAUGUCCCGUCAAACUAAUUGCUUCAAAGCCCUAUAGCUACAACUCCUGCACUUGCUAUUCAGUAUUAAUAAGGUAGCAUGCUUGAUUUUACUGUUUCAAAAAAUGAGAAAAAUUGAGAGAGAAUGCCAAAAUGUCAACUGUAUGGGACUUUGACUUUGAAGAUGUAGAUGGAUAUAAUCUUUAGAAUUUAUAUAUACCCAUAGAUAUGUAUUUAUAUAUGUAUACAUUUUGUACAAAUUUACAAUGGACUUUUUGUAUUCUCUUUCCUGUCAUUACAAGUAUGAGAUGGAAGCUAAAUAGUUGUUCCAGUCUCUUAUCCAGAGAGGAUAAUGGGAAGCCAGGUAUAUGCAUGCACUUGUUUCUCUGGGGUCGAAUCAGAAUGACCUUCGCUUUAUUUAAUGGAAGGGGAGAGGCCUCAUUGGCUUUGGAAAUUGGUAAUUAGAUAAGCUUCCUUUCCUAUGUUAGUAACUCAAAUGUAGCAAUGAUAAUGAAGUUAUGACCAUGUUGGUGUGGUCUAACUAUCUAGAUAGAAUGAAAACCUAUCUGCAAGAGAUUUAGGGCCAUUUAGGCCACAGUAGUGGACUGUGAUUUGAUUUUCUUCAUUUUCAGCUUAUAUGUUGUAUGAGAUACAACUUGUAUCUGCAUAGUUAAAAGUAAAGUGAAAAUAAUAACCAUUAUUUGUUUAGUUUGACAAGUAGCUUUUGGAAAUAUAAUUUAGCUUUAAAACUUACUUGGCUUUUGACUUUUCUGCCCUUUUUAGCUAUAUCAAUUGAGUUAAUUAGAUAAUGACUAAUUAAUUUUUCCAAUGAAUAUACAUAGGUUUUGAAUGCUUUUCUGUGGACACAGCUGAGAAAUUACUAGCUGAUAUUAUCUGAGUGUAAUGGGCUAAAUUAGAACCAGAAACUUUAAUCUAAUAUGGCCUUGUCCCUAAAGUCCACUCUCAUGGAAAUCUGGGCUUUGAAUUUGAAUCUGAAAAGCCAUUUAUUCAUUUUUGGAACUAGUGACUGUGAAUCACAGAUAUUUUAUUUCAUAUAAAAAUGACCUGCCCUAUCCUACACAGGAAGGCAUUAACUACUGAACUGAACAUAAAUCUGAUUCUGAUUUGUUUUUUUAUUUGGUAACAUUUGAGAAACAGAUUUUGUGGCUUAACAUCAAUACUUAUUAAUGCCACCAACCUAAUGAUACAGUUGGUACUAUGUAGGAAUGCUUAGCUGACAAUAAAAUUGAUUUUAGUUGGGGACAAUGACUUAUCUGAGUUUUUUAAACCUGUUUGAGGCAGAAAUAUUUACCUAAAACUUGUGAUUGCACAGAUUGUUAUUAUAGAGAUAAUAACAGCAGCAACAGAAAAAACUUGAUUUUCCAACUCAAGUAUAUCCAACAGAUAGAA
Messenger RNA from Nannospalax galili (Upper Galilee mountains blind mole rat), 5724 nucleotides. It is a transcript of the gene CUNH11orf87, whose product is annotated as chromosome unknown C11orf87 homolog. The transcript has 2 exons. Bases 437 to 1033 code for a protein of 198 amino acids. NCBI's taxonomy places the organism in Eukaryota, Metazoa, Chordata, Mammalia, Rodentia, Spalacidae. The record is from RefSeq and is a predicted model, not a curated record.